Molecule: messenger RNA, 558 nt
Organism: Talpa occidentalis (Iberian mole)
Lineage: Eukaryota; Metazoa; Chordata; Mammalia; Eulipotyphla; Talpidae
Gene: ANXA2R
Product: annexin A2 receptor
Exons: 1
Coding region: 1-558 (185 amino acids)
Molecular function (GO): signaling receptor activity
Source: RefSeq, a predicted model, not a curated record
AUGGAGCAGCGUCUCCUCGAUGGUGUGAGGGCGGCCUGGGAUUCCGCACCCAGCCUUCCAGAGUCCCAAGCUCUAGCUCUGCUGACCUCAGGGGACUCUGGGCCCUGGCCACUGCCCUUCUAUCCCGUGCUGGGAGAAGCUCCACGUGACAGCGAUGACCACCGCGGGGAACUGCUUGCCAGCCCUUGCUGGAGGCUGCACUGGAAGUACCUGCAGGAGGGCGUCUUGCCCACAGCCCGGAGCACCUUACCCCUGAGCCCAGCGCAGCCCACUCCUGCCCCACAGCCUGGGGCCCAGAGGAUGCCAGACGCCCGGCUGCCCAGGGACCCUGCUCACCGACGCUGCAGCCGCUUCCCGGGCCAGGCGGUCCCGCCCGGUCUUCCCACCGCUGCACGGGACACCUCGGCCAGCCGGCGCCCCUGGCAUCGCGGUGGACGUCCGUUGCCCGCUCGGCGCAGCCGCCGGCUGCGCUCCGCCUGCCUGGAGUGGAUUCGUCGCGCCCUGAACUACUUGGCUUGUGGCGGCUGCCCUGGGAUCGUUGGCGCUCAAGGUUCCUGA